Messenger RNA from Cadophora gregata, 1905 nucleotides. RefSeq lists its product as uncharacterized. NCBI's taxonomy places the organism in Eukaryota, Fungi, Ascomycota, Leotiomycetes, Helotiales, Ploettnerulaceae. The record is from RefSeq and is a predicted model, not a curated record. The transcript has 2 exons. The coding region runs from base 1 to 1905 and encodes 634 amino acids.
AUGAGUGCAGACGGAGAAGCCUCACUGCCCUCCGUUCGUGACCAUCAUUCCAACAACUACCUAAUCUCUGAGACCGGCACAAGACCCAAACAAGCUUUUGAGGCAGGGUUUUCACCAACUUUUGGAGGCAAUGUCUUACACAUCGGGAGAGGGAGAAGUGCCCGAGCUCGAAGUGACUCAAUCCAUGCGAAGAGGGGGGAGUUCCAAGUUCCAAAAACACCAAGCGUAUUGACCUCGAAUACCGAUAACUCAAUCCGAGUUGACGACCACCCCCCUCGCACAUCGAGUCUUGCUAGUCCUAGUGCUCCUGCACAACUAAGUGGACUGCUACCAUCCCAGCGGCCAACUCGAUAUACACCGCGUAGCGACCAAACUACACGAACACUGAGCUCUCGCGCUGUCACGCCUCCCAACUAUGACAAUGUCUCAGUCUCUUUAGGGACUAUUGACCAUGAGCUUUGUCGAGGCAGCAUUGGACAAGUCCAAAAACCCCCGGGCAGUGAUUGGCCCGAGUGUAAGAGCACAGAAGCCUUCUGCGAGGAGCUAAGCGCACAAAAAGCGAAGUUUGAGGGACAAUUGAGGGCCCAGAAAGCUUUCUUCGAGAAACAAUUGGAAAUCCAAGCCGACUAUUAUGAAAUAAGGGAACAAGAACAAACCGAGAGGCACCAGAAAGAACUCCAGUCUAUUUACCAAAGAGGGCAGUUUGGAGCCGAUGUGGGAGCUGUACAGCGACAAGCCCAAUACGCUAUCGACCAAGCGAAACAGGCAUCAUUGUCUAUUAUCCAUGCAAAUCAAAGAUUGGAAGAUGAGCUCAUCCGUCUGCGAGGGGAGAUGUCGGAAAUGGAGCAGUGGGCGCAACGGGACAAGGAAAGAUACUUUGCAGAUCUUGCAUCAUCGGAAGCCUCUGUCGUUAGCUUGAAAGAAAGGUUGAAGUCCCAUCAACAAUUGGAAGAGCGUCUGGGAGUUGCAGAGCAGGAAUUAUUGACGCAAAGAGAGACCAUACUGCGCAAUCAAGAACUUAAGUUGGAGCUUGGCGAUGCGACCAACCUUUUAUCAGCAAAAUCAGAAGCCUGCGACCGCCUAGAGGUUGGGCUUCGAGGUUACAAGUCAAAGAUAAAGCGUUACGAGAAUUUAUGGCUAAAUUCGAUCCUCCGCUUCGAGGAAGAGAGGGGGAAUCUACAUCAACAAAUUGCUUCUCUGGAUCGAUUCAUCGCUACAUUCCCUCAUUAUCAACGACUACAAUCCCAGAACUUCCAGCGAAACUCCUUGCAGCAGGAUCAAGAACUUGUUCGGCUUCAGAGGAUGCUUCGGGUAAACAUACGAAACGAGAUAGAAAGGGCACGGCAUCGUGAAAGCGAUGUACGAGAUCGCAUAGAGACGGCAGAACACAACAGGGAUGAGCUCCAGGAUCAGCAAAUAAGCUGCGAGGAUGACGAUGAAGCACCAUUUGAAACACUUGAGAAUCUUCAAGCGGAAUUGGGACGACUGUACGUGGAACAGAAAGAGGCCUAUGGGUCAACAACACAACUUCAGGCUCAAGACCAGAAGCUAUCAAGCGAUAUCACCAGCCUAGAAAUAAACAUUUGGAAGUCCAAGAAGCAAAUUUCAAAGCCAGGAGCAACAAUCCCAAACGAUUUCAAGAUUUCGAGGCAGGAUCUUGAGUGGCUCGAUGCCGCAUUGGCGAUGGCUGGGUGCCAGAGCCACUAUUCAGUUCCAGAGCUUAUUCAAAACACCGAUAUCAAUGAUAUCGACGAAGAUGAGCCCCCGGAGUGUCAUACUCCGGAAAAUUUAAAUCAAGACUACAAGUUACGCGGCGACCUUAUACGGAGCUCGAUUGCAUCACAUAUUUCAGUGAAGCGGAAGAGGAAUUCUAGCUAUCAUUCCCCGCCAAAGGUGUUUAUUUGA